Molecule: messenger RNA, 1773 nt
Organism: Morus notabilis
Lineage: Eukaryota; Viridiplantae; Streptophyta; Magnoliopsida; Rosales; Moraceae
Product: DELLA protein RGL1
Exons: 2
Coding region: 1-1773 (590 amino acids)
Biological process (GO): regulation of DNA-templated transcription
Cellular component (GO): nucleus
Molecular function (GO): DNA-binding transcription factor activity; sequence-specific DNA binding
Source: RefSeq, a predicted model, not a curated record
AUGAUCUCUUCUGGGAAGUUAAGUUCUUCUGGAGUUGAGGAUAAACUUGGCUCUAAUGACAAAUCUUCUGGGAGUAUGGAAGAAGACAACAUCGAGUACCGAGUUGGUUUUUGUGGAGAAAACUUGUGGGACUCGACGAAUGCUUGUUACCUCUCUCCUGAAUUUGGCUUUCUCCAAGAUGACUAUUCAGCAGAAGAGUUUCUUUUCUCCAAGUAUCAACUACACGAAGAGAAAUAUUCAGAGUUUGGUCUACUUAACGAUGCUCGGUUCAACGUAGCCUCGCCACCACUUGACAAAUGCCUGGAGGAGAUUGCAAAACUUGGUGAAGAUGAAAUCCCAUCUGUGAUAUCAGGUAUUGGUGAAUCCAAGAAGGAGAACAAGUUCCCAUUUCCUUUGGCUUCUCUUGAGCUCUUGAGAAACUAUAGCGGCGGAUUAAGGCGGUUGAAGAGGGAAAGAAGAGUUAUGGAGCCAAGCAAUGACUCAACAUGUGGUGAGGUUGGGGACAAGAGACUAUCAUGUGUUGAGAUCAUGAAGAUUGCCGGUGCAAGGUUCAUUCAGUCCUCUUCCUUAGAGCAGGCAAAUAACCAUCCAUUUGAACGGUCCUUGUGCGGACUUUCCAAUGAAGAUACCAAAGAUGUUGAGCUUGUGGAGCUUCUCCUUGCUUGUGCCGAGAAAGUGGGGUGCCAACAGUUCGAACGCGCGGGAAAGUUGCUCAACCAAUGCGAUCAGCUGUGUUCCACCACAGGCAAUCCAGUCCAAAGAGUAGUGUACUAUUUCUGUGAAGCUCUCAGGGGAAGGAUUGACAAAGAAACAGGAAGGAGCAAAACAAAGGGAUUGGGGAAAGAGCAGUUGUUUGAUCCCGACGUCGCAAUGAUGAGACUAAACGCGACGCAUCAUGCAUUUCACGAGACGAUCCCUUUCUCUCAGCUGUCCAUAUUUGCUGGAAUCCAGGCCAUUGUGGAGAGUGUUGAAGGAGCAAAGAAGAUUCACAUAAUUGAUUUUGCAAUUAGGAGUGGUCUACAAUGGACUGUCUUGAUGCAAGCUCUUGCCUCUUGCCAUGAAUCUCCUCUAGAGCUCCUCAAGAUCACUGCUCUUGGAACCACACAAAAACAUGUGAUUGAGGAGACAGGUGAGAGGUUGUUGAGCUUUGCUCAAACCUUGAAUAUUCCUCUCUCUUUCAAGAUUGUUAUGGUCUCAGACAUGACACAUCUCAAACAAGAACUUUUCGAGCUCGAUUUCGAUGAAAAAGUGAUUUGUUACUCUUAUUUCUUAUUCAGAAGCAUGCUUGCACUGCCGGAUCAACUAGAGUCCGCAAUGAGAGUGAUGAGAAGCUUAAAUCCAUGUGUAAUGGUUGUCACUGAGGUUGAGGCAAACAUGAACUCGCCGUCCUUCGCGAACCGCUUCAUUGAAGCGCUUUUCUUCUACGGUGCAUACUUCGACUGCCUUGAGACUUUCAUGAAGAGAGAUUGUCGGAAUAGAAUGGCUGCUGAAUCACUCUACUUUGGAGAAGGAAUUAGGAAUACUGUGGCUGCUGAGGGGAAGGAAAGGAAGAUCCGAAACGUGUCGAUAGAUGUUUGGAGGGCGUUUUUCACCCGCUAUGGAUUGGAGGAUGUUGAGCUGAGCCCUUCAUCCUUGUACCAAGUGGAGCUCAUACUCAAGAAAUUUUCUUGUGAGGAUUCUUGCACACUUGAUGUGAAUGGGAAUUGCUUAAUCUUUCUAUGGAAGGGUACACCAAUUCAAUCUCUUUCUGUUUGGAAAUCCUUCCAAUAUUAA